CCCGGCCCCUCCCCAGCUCCGGCGGGAGCUGAUUGGCGCAGGCAUGGCCGCCUGCCCCGGGCUCCCUGCAUUUGAGCAGCUUCCAGAAGCUGACAAACCAGACUGGUUACAGCCAGGCUCGGCCCCAGCCCUGCCUGGCCCACGGCAGGAGGCAGCUGCCUGCGCGGGUGCCCGCCACGCCUGCACCCUUCUGGCGCAGCGGGCAGCGCCCGGCUCGGUGCCCUCUCCUCUGGAUCGUGGUGGGUCAGUACUGCGUUGGUGCUGGGGAGGAGGAAGAGGAGGAGGAGGAAAAGGCUGUUGGAUGCUCACGGUGCUGCCCCUCUUGGGGUGGCCUUGGUGAGGGUGAUGGGGCUGCACCCGGCGUUAGAGGCUCCAGACCCUCCGGUCUGGGAGGGUGCCCCAAAGCGCACCGGAGGGAUGUUGGGAGUCUGUGCGGACACUGCUGCCUUCAAGCCCUCCGGACAGCCGUGCUGAAGGAGUCUCCUGCCCUGGAGCAGCACCCACGUCCCGCACUCAGCCCCGAGGGGAGCCGGCGGGCGGGGGGCGAGCGGGGUGGCUGCUCUGGCCACCCUGAUGGAGCCGGUGGCAGGUGAGGAGGCAGAACCUGGCCCGCCGCCAGUGCAGGCAGCCGGUGGGGAAGGCUGUGCCAGGCAGCGGGACGAGAGCGAGACCGUGGGGUCGGGAGACCCCGGGGAGCCGUCCCAACGCUGUGGAGACGCUGCUGCUGCCUGGAGAUGCUGGGAGCUGCCACCGACGGAGGAUGCCAAGGAGCCGCUCCUGCCCGGGCAUGAGGAGCCGCCUGCCCACGGUGCCUCCCUGCCUGCGGGGCAGGACCCUCCCGCUGCCAACACCACCGCCCCCGUCCUGCCCCGCGGGGAAAGCCCAUGGCCCAGACCUGAAAGUGUCUCCAGCUCCACCCUGAGCCUCUUCGGCAAGGCAGAGGAGGCAUCGAGCGGUGGCGAGGCGGUGGCAGCGGAGCCGGGCCUCGUGCUGGCGGGCAACGAAGACGAGUGCCCCAUCUGCACGGAGCCCUACGACGAGCAGCGGCACAAGGCGGCCGUGCUGAACUGCAACCACGGGCUGUGCCGUGCCUGCCUGCGGGCCAUCAUGGACGCGGCCACCGGCGCCGAGCUCGGCCGUGUGCGCUGCCCCAUCUGCCGCCAGAAGACGCCCAUGCUGGAGUGGGAGAUCUGCAAGCUGCAAGAGGAGCUGCUCCUGCUGCACGCCCAGCCCGGCUCCCCCGGCGCCCUGGCCGCCUCCCGGCCCCCUGCCCUGCCGCCUCGGCGCCCGGGCCUGGCCGGCGCCCUCGAGCAUCGCUUCCAGGUGCGCUUCCACACGAGCCGCAUGUUCGGGUGCCUGCCCUGCGUGCGGUACCCGCCCUGCCUGAUCCGCGCCCUGGCGCGGCUGGAGCGGCGCUGCCGCUGCUGCUACCUCCUGCUGCUGGCGCUGCUGCUGGCGGCAGAGAUGCUCAGCCUGCUCCUCAUCUUUCUCCCCAUCGUCCUGAUGGUGAUGCUCUUCCUCAUCCUCGACAAAUAGCGCUGGCUUUGUGCCCUCAGGCUGAGCAUGCGUGGGGAGAAGAGCCCAGCUCCGGCUCUGCCCGCGGCCGUGGUGCCGACUGGAAGCAGGUCUGUGACCCUGGUGCCUGGGACACCUGGCACUGCCCGUGAACCCGGAGCGGGUGAGGCAGCGGAGGAGCAGGAGCAGGCAGCAGAGGGAGGCGACCCUGGAGCCGGGCAUUACCUGCACCGCAGCACCAGGUGACACAUCACUGCCACGGCCAGGGGGCAGAUGGAGUGGGAGCCCUUCCUGCGCUGAGGCACAUCCCUGCCUGGGGGCUGGGGGCUAGAGAGGCUCUGCAGGCAGAGCAAGGCUGUGCCACGGGCUGUGCCACCUGCACCCAGGACAAAUGGGCUGGGAUCCCCCAGCAGGGACUGAAAAUACAGCCUGUGUUUGUACCACAGCCAUGUCCAGCUGAGUUCAGUGCCUGGUCUGAGCAUGUCCCCUUGGGGCCCAGCAGUGACACAAGGAGGGAAUGGGCACGGCCAGUGCACCCACCUACAAGGGGUGUGUGCUCCACCAUGGCAUCUCCCAGCCCCUGCUGAGCCGUGCCAGCCCGUGCUCAGACUGUGCCCGUCGGGGAGAUAAGUGAGCAAACACGGCUCUGUCCCUGCCAUACACGGGUGGAGGAGCCUGUGGUGAGUGGCACAGGGGCUGUGCCCACAUGGGACCUGCCACAGAGCAGAAGUGUCCCUGGACUGAGCAGGAUCUGGGCUCUGCCUUUGUCUGCCAGCCUUACGUGGGGUCCACGUGCCAACCAGGUGAUGUCUGGGUCACAGUGUGGCUGCUCUGCACCCUUGUUCCUCCCCAAGGGGACAGGGAUGGGGAUCUUCCCAGGUUUUCAGCCACUUUUGGGCUGGUAGUGGGUAGCAGGGAGUUGUCAGACCCUCGAGGUCCUUCCAGGAUUCUAUUUCAGGGGUGCUGACACCCACCUCCACAGCCUGGAAUGUGCAGCAGGCUGUUUGUCACUGCCGGCCUCCUCUGAGUGUCCUGCCAAGGCUCUGACCCCAUGCCAAUUUCCCCCUCCCUGUGCUGUCCCCCCUCUCUGUCCCCCUCAGCCCAGCCCUGCUGGGGGGCUGGUGGCACUGCUGUGCCCUGUCCUCCUGCCUGGCUGUGCUGGGCUCGUGCAACCAUUGCUGUGUCCUGGCUUUGCCCCUCUCCCCUGGAAACACCCCGUGGGCACCUCCCCAGAGCUGUGGCUGUGGGAGACAGACCACAGGGUGCCAGCCCCAACACCCCCUUCCCCUUCCUCCUGCCCAGAAGCUGGGGAGGUGAGCAGCCAGCAAGCACUGCUGUGCCCCCACAGAAAACCCAUCCUUGUGCCCAGGAGGGCAGAGAAUGGGGCUACGGGCCUUGCCAGGACACUGGUGCCAGUCAGCAUCAGCACUGCCAUGGGCUGCUCUGGCAAAGUGCUGAGGCACAGGGUAGGAGCAAGGCACCCCAAAACAGGUCAGUCAGCAGGCAGAAGCAGGUGGGUCCCCCCAGCCCUGGUGGCACCAAGGAAUAUUUAUUUAUACCAAGUGGAGCAGCUCCAUCAGGAGAAGUGCCAGUUCAGCCCUGGCUGGGGCGGUUUUGGUUCCAUGGAGCCUGUGGGGAGGGGGAGCUCAGACACCCAGAGGGCCCUGUCACCAUGUGGGAGCCUCGUGCCCCUGCCCUACAUUGCGUCGGGGUGUUGGGGUGAACCAGGCCAGGGCUGCCCCCACGGACACCCCCGGCACUCCUCCCGUGCUUCCUGAGCCAGCUGUUGGCACCUCUGGGUGCUGAAAGCUGAAGGACACCUCCAUGGCCCUGAGAAGGGGUCCCUGGGGGCUGUGGUGUGGGAUGGACCCUGUGGGCCAUGUGGGGCCUGGCUGCAGUAUCCACUCCCAGAGCUGGGUUAUAUUUAGCAACGUGAGAUAGUGGUGAGCAGGGCUGGGGGCUGGCAGGGCUGACCCAGGGCUGAUGCAGGGCUCCCGCUCUGGGCAAAGCUUCUAGCACAGCCCCCCAAACCCACCCACCUUCCCACUUGCAGCCCUGUCCCCUCUCCCAAGCCCCUGACACCCUAUUGCACCACCCCAAAUGCUUCAUCGCAUCCCCCAGCUGGCACCUGCUGGCACCAGGUGAUGUGUGUCCCCAGACCAAUGACUUGGCUGUCCCCAUCCCUGCAGGGACCUGCCUAUUCUCUCCUGGCUUCUCCCACUGCAGCCCGGCAUGUCCCACCUGGGUCCUGCUCUGGCCAGAGGCAUCCCCAUCCCAAUUGCACCACAACCAGCAGCACCUUCCCUUCUCCACUCAGCCCCCCACUCUGGGGACAUGUCCCCACCCCACGCCCGCCGGGAGCGUGACCAGAGGGCCAGCAGCCACGGGGCCAGCACGGGGAGGGAACAUCGAGCUGGGCAGUGAGCAGGAGCUGGUGCCUGCGGCCAGCCCUUUCUUGGAUUUGACCCCAAGGAAAGAUCCCGAGCUCAGCAGUCCCUCCCCAGCCGCGGGGCCAGCACUGCCCUGGGGACCUGUCACAGCCACCACCCAUCAUUCAGUCACCGCGGGCUUGCGCCGCUGUGAAAGCGGGCGCUGGCACUUCGCAAGGAGCUUCCGCUGAAACAGCCCUUUGGGGGUGUGACCGCCCCGGCGCGAGGGUUGAGGCUGCGUGUCCCCAAGGGGACAGAUGUUACAGCAAUGGGGGAGAUUUUAGAGCCAGCUCACCUGGGAACAUCUGGGAGCAUCUCUGCUCUUAUGUGGCCAAACCUGCUCCUGCAGCAAUGUCCUGACCAUGCUUAAGCAGCUCGUAGGACUUGGAGAUCUUUAAAAACUUAGCGUGAAGGCACAAAGCUCAGAACGGCCAUGGGAACAUUUCGGGGGAUGUGAAAGACUUUUAAUUCACCUGCAUCUGUGACACAAGAGCUGGCACCACCCCAUGUCCCUGUCCUCUGCAGCAAACCUGGCCUCUCUUCCAGCAAGGGCUUAUUCGAGGUUAAUAGGGCAGGAGAAAUGGGCUCUCGCCCAGUACUUGCUCCUGAAAGGCCCUAUUUCUUCCUUAAUUGCAACUCAAAAUCAAAUUAACAGUUUUAAAUUUACUCUGGGCCCAAGAGGUGCCACGAGGGUAGGGGAGAACAUGUUGUAUCCUUUGUCCUUAUGUAAUAAAAAGGGUAAAUUCCUA
Vidua chalybeata is the source of this 4693-nucleotide messenger RNA. RefSeq lists its product as uncharacterized. The coding region runs from base 574 to 1536 and encodes 320 amino acids. The record is from RefSeq and is a predicted model, not a curated record. Gene Ontology annotation, biological process: protein K29-linked ubiquitination; protein K63-linked ubiquitination; proteasome-mediated ubiquitin-dependent protein catabolic process. The transcript has a single exon. Lineage: Eukaryota; Metazoa; Chordata; Aves; Passeriformes; Viduidae. Gene Ontology annotation, cellular component: endoplasmic reticulum membrane. Gene Ontology annotation, molecular function: ubiquitin protein ligase activity.